UUCCUGUUUAAAUUUCUGUUUAUGAAAUGGCAUAUAUAAAUCUCUGUUUGUAAGGUUGGAAGAAUAUAUUAUCCCAAGUGGAAUUGAUGCAAUAUGGAAACCACGUAUAAAAUAGAACGGUUAUGAAAUUUAAUUGUGUACGAGACAAAAUGCAAAUGGCUAAAUUGUAGUAAAACCGAAUUUACACUGUUUUACAUUGGAGAACCACUGGCGAUGAUUCGUCCACGUCCAGAGAAAAUGAAGGAUUAAAGCCAGAGUAUUUACACAACUUCACUGGAUGAAUGCUUCAGAUGAAGACUCCAAAUGAGCACUGUGGAUAAAUAAUUAGUUUUAUUGCAUUAAGAGGCAUUUUUAGCACACUAGGAGUAAUGAUAUGCUUAUUAGAUAUUUUCUACUUAGAAUAACACCACAAAAUAACUUGCAAAGUUUCGUUCACCCUUAGCAAAACAUUUUGUAUAAGCAAAUACCCAUAAUAAUUAUAUUCACUAAUUUGCAAAAAAUCAAAAUUCUGAUUUAUCCGCAUUCGUUUCCAUAUUCAUUUUGUACGAUGUGUAUCAUAGAAAUGCGAACUGAUCGUUCGAUUAUGCAUUCAACAUGCGUUUAUAUGUACUUGUCAGUGGCGUUUCACUAUGAGUGUAUCAUUCAUUCUGUAAAGCUCAGCUGUACUCCGUUCACUGUGCACUUUGGAGCAACACUGCAGAUGGAGGAUGAAAAUGACAUAUUUUGAUGAAUCAUUUCUAGAUUCUAAUUCUAAUUCUAGAAUCUAAUUUCUAGAAAAGGGAGAAAUUGAAAUAAAAAAUUAAUUUUGUAAAUACAGAUUUGAGUAUAUAUUCAGGCUUUAAAUUUUGAUCUUUAUUCGUUUACGAGUUCAUCACGAGUUCAAACACGAGUUAGCAUAAGUUCAGAAUAAAUGCAAUUAUAUGCAAUUAAAUAUUUCAUUCUCUAUAAGUUCCAAUAAUACUGGAUCUUGAUUAUACAAGAUCAUGGGACAAAUAAUUUGUCAUGCUUAUUGUUGUUAAAGAGCAAACUAAAAGGAAUUUAUCUUGGAGGAUCCGAAACACUAUCCAUUCCUUUCCAAUGGCGCAUUACCAGUUCCAGGAGUGGACGAUUCAGCUGAGUUCUUCUCAACCGUGAAGUCCAUGCAUAUCAUGGGCAUGACAAAUGAAGAUUUUUCUUCGAUCUUUCGUAUCGUGUCUGCGGUAAUGUUAUUUGGUUCUAUGCAGUUCCGUCAAGAAAGGAACUCGGAUCAAGCCACGUUACCGGACAAUACUGUUGCUCAAAAAAUUUCUCAUUUACUCGGUUUGAGCGUAACAGAAAUGACAAAAGCGUUUUUAAAACCAAGAAUUAAAGUGGGUAGAGACUUCGUAACGAAAGCACAAACAAAAGAGCAAGUUGAAUUUGCUGUAGAAGCAAUUUCAAAAGCUUGCUAUGAGAGAAUGUUUAGGUGGCUUGUAAACCGAAUCAACCGAUCAUUGGAUCGGACAAAAAGACAAGGAGCAAGUUUUAUCGGUAUCUUAGAUAUGGCUGGUUUUGAAAUAUUCGAGUUGAACAGUUUCGAACAGUUAUGCAUUAAUUAUACUAACGAGAAGUUACAACAAUUAUUCAACCAUACCAUGUUCAUUUUGGAACAAGAAGAAUAUCAAAGGGAAGGAAUUGAAUGGAAGUUUAUAGAUUUUGGAUUAGAUUUGCAACCAACUAUUGAUUUGAUUGACAAACCGAUGGGCAUCAUGGCUUUACUGGAUGAAGAAUGUUGGUUCCCUAAAGCAACAGAUAAAACAUUUGUUGAAAAAUUAGUAGGUGCACAUAGUGUACAUCCAAAAUUCAUGAAAACAGACUUCAGAGGUGUGGCAGAUUUUGCUAUCAUACAUUAUGCUGGAAAAGUUGAUUAUUCAGCUGCCAAAUGGUUAAUGAAAAAUAUGGAUCCUUUGAAUGAAAAUGUUGUUAGCCUUUUACAAAAUUCACAAGAUCCUUUCGUUUGUCAUAUUUGGAAAGACGCAGAAAUUGUUGGAAUGGCUCAGCAAGCAUUAACUGAUACACAAUUUGGUGCAAGAACAAGAAAAGGCAUGUUCAGAACAGUUUCUCAAUUGUACAAGGAACAAUUAGCAAAAUUAAUGGUUACUUUAAGAAACACAAAUCCUAAUUUUGUAAGAUGCAUCAUACCAAAUCAUGAAAAGAAGGCUGGAAAAAUUGAUGCACCAUUGGUACUAGAUCAAUUGAGAUGUAAUGGAGUUUUAGAAGGAAUUCGAAUUUGCCGACAAGGAUUUCCAAAUAGAAUACCAUUUCAAGAAUUCAGACAAAGAUAUGAACUUCUAACACCGAAUGCUAUUCCUAAAGGGUUUAUGGAUGGAAAGAAAGCUUGUGAGAAAAUGAUUCAAGCUCUUGAACUUGACCCUAAUCUUUAUCGCGUUGGUCAAUCAAAAAUUUUCUUCCGUGCUGGAGUUUUGGCUCAUCUUGAAGAAGAACGUGAUUAUAAAAUUACUGACAUAAUUGUUAAUUUCCAAGCAUUCUGUCGUGGUUUUCUUGCUCGCAGAAAUUAUCAGAAACGUUUGCAACAGUUAAAUGCUAUUAGAAUUAUUCAAAGAAAUUGUGCUGCUUACUUAAAACUUAGAAAUUGGCAAUGGUGGCGUUUGUAUACGAAGGUGAAACCACUUCUGGAAGUGACAAAACAAGAGGAAAAAUUGACUCAAAAAGAAGAUGAAUUGAAACAAGUACGGGACAAGUUAGAAAUGCAAUUACAUUCUGCACAAGAAUAUGAACGAAAAUAUCAACAAGCUAUGGAAGAAAAAACUAUGUUAGCAGAACAAUUACAAGCUGAAGUCGAAUUAUGUGCAGAAGCAGAAGAAAUGCGAGCGAGAUUAGCUGCCAGAAAGCAAGAACUAGAAGAGAUUCUUCAUGAUUUGGAAACAAGAAUUGAAGAGGAAGAAGAAAGAAGUGCUGGAUUGACUCAAGAAAAAAAGAAAUUGCAAUUAAAUAUAAGUGAUCUUGAAGAGCAGUUAGAGGAGGAGGAAGCUGCUAGACAGAAAUUACAGUUAGAGAAAGUACAAUGUGAUGCAAAAAUCAAAAAACUUGAGGAAGACCUUGCACUUUCUGAGGAUACAAAUCAAAAAUUGUUGAAGGAGAAAAAGAUCCUUGAAGAAAGAGCAAAUGAUUUAUCUCAGACACUUGCUGAGGAAGAAGAAAAAGCGAAGCACUUAUCUAAAUUAAAAGCAAAACAUGAAGCAACGAUUGCAGAUCUUGAAGAAAGGUUGUUGAAAGAUCAUCAACAAAGACAGGAAGUAGAUAGAUCAAAACGGAAAAUAGAAACUGAAGUAUCAGAUUUGAAGGAACAACUUGCAGAAAGGAAGACACAGGUAGAAGAACUUCAACUGCAACUUGGUAAACGUGAAGAAGAAUUAAAUCAAGUAAUGGCAAAAAUGGAUGAAGAAGGAGCAGCUAAAGCUCAAGCUCAAAAGGCACUUCGUGAAUUAGAGUCUCAAUUGGCCGAACUUCAAGAAGACUUAGAAGCUGAAAAGGCUGCUAGGGGAAAAGCAGAAAAACUAAAACGAGACUUAAAUGAGGAAUUAGAAGCAUUGAAAAAUGAAUUAUUAGAUUCUUUAGAUACAACUGCUGCACAGCAAGAAUUAAGAAGCAAACGAGAACAGGAAUUAGCAACAUUAAAGAAGAAUUUAGAAGAAGAAACAUCAAUACAUGAAGCAACAUUGGCGGAUAUGCGUCAUAAGCACACGCAGGAAUUGACUGCUUUGAACGAACAAAUGGAUGCAUUGAAGAAAACUAAAGCUGUUUUAGAAAAAGCAAAGGGAACGUUGGAGGCUGAAAAUGCUGAUUUAGCUACAGAACUUAGAUCUGUUGGUGCGAGCAGGCAAGAAUCAGAUAGAAGAAGAAAACAGGCUGAACAACAACUUGCUGAAGUAAAUGCAAAACUUGCAGAAGUGGAAAGAAACAGGCAGGAACUGAUAGAAAGAGUAACAAAAUUACAACAAGAAUCUGAAAGUAUUAUGCAACAAUUAGAAGCAGCAGAGUUGAAAGCUUCUGCAGCCUUGAAAGCUUCAGCAACUUGCGAAUCUCAAUUUACAGAACUUCAGCAACAACUUGAGGAGGAAACAAGACAAAAAUUAGCUUUAAGUUCAAAAUUGAGAGCGUUAGAAAGUGAAAAGGAAAGUCUGCAUGAUCAAUUAGAAGAAGAAGAGGAGGCAAAGAGAUGCUUAGAUAAACAGGUUAUGGGCUUAACUGUACAAUUGGCUGAAGCAAAGAAAAGAGUUGAGGAAGAAACUGAAGCUGCUACAGCAUUGGAAGAAGCAAGAAAACGGUGCAUGAAAGACAUUGAAGCACUUCAAAGACAAGUUGAAGAACUACAAGCUGCUAAUGAUAAAUUAGACAAAUCAAAGAAAAAGAUUCAAGCAGAAUUAGAAGAUAGUAUCAUUGAGCUCGAAGCGCAAAGAGCAAAGGUGCUGGAAUUGGAGAAGAAACAGAAAAAUUUCGAUAAGUUUGGGGAACUUUCUGUGCUGGCUGAAGAAAAAGCGAUCUCUGAACAGUAUGCAGAGCAACGUGAUGUUGCCGAACGUGAGGCCCGUGAAAAAGAAACUCGUGUCUUAUCCUUAACUCGAGAACUUGACGAAAUGAAUGAGAAAGUUGAAGAACUCGAACGAAUUCGUCGAGGUCUCCAAUCAGAAUUGGACGAACUCGUAAACAAUCAAGGAACAGCAGACAAAAAUGUGCAUGAACUAGAAAAAGCAAAACGUGCUCUUGAAUCACAAUUAGCGGAGCAACGUUCUCAAGUAGAAGAGCUCGAGGAUGAGUUACAAUUUACGGAAGAUGCAAAGUUGCGUCUAGAAGUAAAUAUGCAAGCUUUAAGAGCCCAAUUCGAGCGAGACUUGCAAGCUAAAGAAGAACAAGCCGAGGAGAAACGAAGAGGAUUGGUGAAACAAUUGCGCGAUCUUGAAGCGGAAUUAGAGGAUGAAAGAAAACAAAGAGCUGCCGCUAUUGCACAACGUAAAAAAAUGGAAGCAGACUAUAAAGAUAUUGAACAGCAAUUGGAAAUGCAUAAUAAGGUAAAAGAAGAUGCACUGAAACAAUUGAAGAAACUUCAAACCCAAAUAAAAGAUUGCACUAGAGAAACUGAGGAAGCUAGAGCUGCCAGAGAUGAACUUGCAGCAAGUGCUAAAGAAACUGAGAGAAAGGUAAAGAGUUUAGAAGCAGACUUGAUGCAAUUAACUGAAGAUUAUGCCAGCAGUGAACGCGCUAGAAGAGCUGCUGAGAACGAAAGAGACGAAUUACAGGAAGAACUCAAUAAUAACGCUAAUAAGGGUACAUUAAUGUUGGAUGAAAAACGUAGAUUAGAAGCUAGAAUAGCAACAUUGGAAGAAGAGUUAGAAGAAGAGCAAUCAAAUGGUGAACUGCUAAUGGAUAGAGCUAGAAAAGCGCAAAUAACUAUCGAACAACUAACAAAUGAUUUAACGACUGAGAGAUCAACUACACAGAAAUUGGAAUCGCACAAAUUGUUAUUAGAAAGGCAAAACAAGGAGUUGAAGGCGAAACUCACAGAAUUAGAAACUGCUCAAAGAGCAAAGACCAAAGCUACCAUUCAACAAUUAGAAUCAAAGAUUAAUAAUCUUGAUGAACAAUUAGAAACUGAAGCAAAAGAAAGAUUUGCACAGCAGAAGAUUAAUAGAAAAUUAGAGAAAAAGCUAAAGGAAUUAAGUUUACAGCUAGAAGACGAAAGGAGAAAUUCAGAUCAAUAUAAAGAACAAGCAGAAAAAGUGAAUGCUAGAAUGAAAGCUUUGAAGAGACAGCUUGACGAAGCUGAAGAAGAAAUUAGCAAGCAUAAAGCAAUGAAAAGGAAAGCGCAAAGAGAAAUGGAUGAUAUGCUUGAAUCUCAAGAAGAGCUAACCAGAGAGGUUGCAAAUCUUAAAAAUAAAUUAAGACGAGGUGGUCCUCCAAUAAGCCUUAGUUCGACGCGUCUGAAACGCGGCUCUGUUCAAACCGGUGGAUCCGGCGACGAUUCGACGACACAGGAUGAAAGCAUCGAUGGUGAGGAAACUGUCAACUGAACAAGAAAACACACCACUUAUUGAACCCUCACAACGCAGGAAACUCAUAAAAAUAUCCAGGUCCAAGAAGUGUGUGCAAGAUCCGUUUCGAUCAAAGUUAAGUUCGAAUCGGAGAACUCCUUUGUAUGAGUUCAGAAGUCGAUUCCAGUGCACCCAACGAUGCCAUUACACGAGGGCGGCGGCUUUCUUCUGUACAUAAGAAACCCGAAAGGCCGUAUUAAGUAGUAUUUUAUCUCCGUUUCUUCCGGAACUCCACAGAAAAUGACGAAUUUUCUCUGGUCAACUUGAUAUGAGCGAGUCUUUCUUAUAUAUUUUAUAACAAGCUUAUUAACAUUUUUCAAUGUUAAUAAGCAAACAGCAAAAGAAGGUUGUACAAGUAAAUUUAAUCGAACUUUUUUUUCGAUAAAUUCAAUGUGCAAAAUAUACGCUUACGAAAUAUGUAUAUUAAUGCUAUAAUGCAUUAACAGUACUUGAAUGCCAUACACACUUCAUAUUUGACAUUCUUUCAAUUAUAUCUUACAAUGAAGAUGUUCGUCAUUUUUUUGGAAAAUGCUACCACAUAGUCGGGUAAGAUUCAGACUAGAAAUAUAUUAUUGGGGCUGCAUAAUCGAUAACGAAUUAACACCGCAUUUAGGCAGCAUUAAUAUCUAUUAUAAUUAUAUUAUAGUUAUUAUUAUUAUUAUUAAUUAUUAUAUUGCCGCAGUUUUUAUUUUUAUCGCGAAAAAUAUCGUAAUAUGUUACUUGUAAUUAUUUUUAAUAAUCAAGUCAAUGGCGGACGAUUCUAGCAUCGUUCCGAAAGAUGUGAGAUUAAUAGAAUUUUCGAAAGGCUGAAACUUACUUUUUGUUAAUCAAAGUGUUUAAAGAAACUGUUUUUUAAAUAAUAUACUAACAGCAUCGAAUCAAACGAAUAAAAAGUAAAUUUAAAACUUCUGAAGAAAAAUUGCUUUUAUGUUUCACAGAAGUUUAAGGACAGUUCUAAAGGAAAUUAAAGCAGAUUGAAACGAUCGAAAGCUAAAGAACAUCUAAGAAAACUUGCUUUUUUAUGUCUAAAUACCUUGCACAGAAAAAGAUAUCUUACUCGGAUAUCAAAUUUCAAAGCGAAGAAAAGUAGUAUUAUUAUUUUUAAGAAAAAUUUUAUUCUUUAUGUUUCGGUCGAAUGUGUUAAUAAUUGCUCUUCUUGAUUUCUUUCAAAUAAUCAUUGUAUAGUCAAUUUUUUUGUUUCCAACUCGUCUGACGGAACGAACUAGAAAUCGACGAUCGAGAGUUAUCAAUUGGUACUUAGGGUCGAUCGUAGAUCGAGAACUUUUUCGUUUCGUAUUAUUCAAUUUUAAAUGCAUCGAAAAGUCGAUGUAUGUUUUCAUAUCAUUGUUUUACCAUCUGCAUGAACUUAUAAAUAUCAUACUAAUAAACAUCAAUUUUUUACAGCUAUAUAUACAUAUUAAACUUUUUCAAACAGUUUCGAAGGACUACUUUACUUCUACCGGUAAUGUUUUUAGGUAGAAAAGCAAUGUUCUAAUGAAUUUCUUUAUGCAUUUAAAAUUGAAUCGUCGAAAAUCACAAAACAAAAUUUAAAAAAGGAAGAAGAGAAAGCCAGCAAUGUUUUUAUAUAUGCAUUUUUUAUGACAUGUGCAUUUCUCAUGCAUUAGAAAAAAACGCAUUUUUAACCUCCUUUUGUAAAGAUUUAAACAAAGAAAAGAAUUUAAAGCAGGCAAACGACUUUAUAUGUACUUGCGAUGUUCCCUGUUACCUUGAGAUAUUCAUUAUUUGAUUACAGAUAAAUAUUCUUAAAGGUAUUUACAACCCGGAAUGAAAGAUAAAAGGAGGUUAAUGAGCGAUCAUAUGUAUUACACGUACAUAUGUAUACGUAUGCAGAGUAUCGUAAAGUAUGGGGUAUUUGGUAAACAAGUCUUAUACCGAAAAAAAUUAUUAUAAAAAAAUUGAAUGAUACUACUUGAUCAAUUUAUUUUCUACGAAUUUACUUCAUUCUUCAAUUAAAUAUAAAAAAAGCUUAAUAGAUAUGUAUUUUUUGCGAUAAAAGUACCUAAUAUAUAACGUGUACUAUCAAUUUCGAUAUUGAAAACAACUAGAUUACUUCGUAACCGAUGCUGGAGCAAAAACAAAAUAUACUUUGUACAAAAAUAUUAUUUCCUAAGUGCAACAUACUUUAUUGCAUACUUUAUAUAUAUGUCCGGAAUAUUCUAUUUUUUGAUAUGGCAAAGUGAUUGGUGUCUGGACGAAACCGGCCUGUUUUUUACAUUAAACAACUUUCUAGUGAUUUUUUAGGCAGGCUUUUCAAAUUCGCAAUUGAACUGCCACUUCACACCAUCGUGGACUAUUUUCUCCACAUAAUGAUGAUGAAUUAAAUUUGAAAAUCUUUUGAUUAAAUUAAUAAACUUAUACACAUUUUCGACGAAUUUACUUAAUAAGAAAUAAAUUAUAAUUUCAUACGUAAAAAGAAUCAUUGUAUUCAAUUAUAUCUAUUGAAUAGAAAUGUCGACGAUGUGUGAGUAGAAUGCAAAAAUGAAAUGUAAAAGGAUACAUAUACAUAUUUGUACUUUUUUUAGGUCUGGAAACAUAGGUGAAAGCUCUGAACCUCAGGAUCUUUUAUAAAGUAUAGAAAGCUUGAAUACCGAACACUGAAACGUCGACAACCUUUUCAUCAAAUGCAUUUCUUUUUGAUGGAAAUUUGGAUGAUUGUAAAAAAUAUACAUCUUUAAUUGUGCAAAAU
Molecule: messenger RNA, 8775 nt
Organism: Bombus impatiens (common eastern bumble bee)
Lineage: Eukaryota; Metazoa; Arthropoda; Insecta; Hymenoptera; Apidae
Gene: zip
Product: myosin heavy chain, non-muscle
Exons: 9
Coding region: 1140-6047 (1635 amino acids)
Cellular component (GO): myosin complex
Molecular function (GO): cytoskeletal motor activity; ATP binding; actin filament binding
Source: RefSeq, a predicted model, not a curated record